AUGAGAGUUGAUGAUGUAUCAUGUAAGCCAUUCGGAGGGAGUUUUGGUGUGUUAUAUGUGGUGGCAAUAUGUGAGGUGAUGGACUUUUAUUGGUGGGGUUACGGCACACUUGGAGAGUGGAGCCCGGAGGCUCGGAGGACCUGGAGGAGUGGAGUGGAAAGUGGAAGAGGAGGGAAUGAAGUAAAGGAGCCGAGGAGGUUUGGUCAUUUGGGAAGAAGACGAAGUAGUGAGUCGGUGACCAAUGAGAUGAUGAGAAGAAAGUUGAAAGAAAGAGUGAGAGAUGAGGCUGGAGGUCGGAGGACCUGGAGGAGUGGAGUGGAGAGAGAAGGAGAAGGGAAUGAAGCCAAAUGA
Dovyalis caffra is the source of this 351-nucleotide messenger RNA. The record is from the annotation of a GenBank genome assembly. NCBI's taxonomy places the organism in Eukaryota, Viridiplantae, Streptophyta, Magnoliopsida, Malpighiales, Salicaceae.